CUCCCCCUUGGCGGGCGCUCACAGGCCGCGCGGGCAGCGCGAGCCCUGGAGCCCCGGCGGCCUCUGCGCCCCGAGCCGGCAUGGACCCCGAGCGCUGCGCGCCUUUCGGCGUGGGGCCGGGGCCCGGGCCCGACCUCUAUGCAGCCGCCGGGGAUGAGCCUCAGGACGCCCAGGGGACCUCCGCCACCGCGCCUCACCUGCACCCCGCGCCGCCCCGGGGCCCGCGACUGACCCGCUUUCCGGCCUGCGGGCCCCUGGAGCCCUACCUCCCAGAGCCGGCCAAGCCGCCCACCAAGUACCUGCAGGACCUGGGGCCCGGCCCGGCGCUCAACGGCGGCCACUUCUACGAGGGCCCCGCGGAAGCUGAGGAGAAGGCCUCCAAAGCCGCCAGCUUCCCCCAGCUGCCCUUGGACUGCCGCGGGGGCCCCAGAGACGGGCCCUCUACCAUGCAAGGCUCCCCGGGCCCUUGCCUGGCCGGCCUGCGCAUCCCUCUGUCCCCGGGACUCCCCGACUCCAUGGAGUUGGCCAAGAACAAGAGCAAGAAGCGCCGCAACCGCACGACCUUCAGCACCUUCCAGCUGGAGGAGCUGGAGAAAGUCUUCCAGAAAACCCACUACCCUGACGUGUACGCCCGGGAGCAGCUGGCUCUGCGCACGGACCUCACCGAGGCCCGAGUACAGGUCUGGUUCCAGAACCGCAGAGCCAAGUGGCGGAAGCGGGAGCGUUACGGGAAGGUCCAGGAGGGGCGGAACCCCUUCACGUCUGCCUAUGACAUCUCUGCGCUGCCCCGAACAGACAGCCACCCCCAGCUGCAGAGCGCCCUGUGGCCCGGCCCAGGGUCUGGGAGCCCGGCUGGGCCCUGCCUCGUGUCUCCGGAGGGCAUCCCCGCCCCGUGCAUGUCUCCGUACUCCCACUCGCACGGGAACGUGGCCGGCUUCGUGGGGGUGCCAGCCUCCCCCGGAGCCCACCCCGGCAUCUACUCCCUCCACAGCUUUUCCCCUGCCCUGGGGGACCACAGCUUUGACACCUCCCCGGACGCCGACUACAAGUCCCCCAGCCUCGUGUCGCUCAGGGUGAAGCCCAAGGAGCCACCCAGCCUGCUGAACUGGACCACGUGAUGAUGAUGUGUGUGGACACGCAGACUCAGCUGCCACCCCCGUCCUGCUCCUGGCUGCUCCCGCCCACCCUGGACCGGACGCCAGAGAGAACGCACCUCGGCCCCCCGGCCCCGGUGGCUCCCAGGGGCAGGCGGAGCAGCUGGGACCCUCGCCUCCCGCCAGAAUAAGGCGGGGCUGCCCAGGAGGAGAGGGGGCUUCUCCCCCCCCCCCACCACAUUGGGUCCCCUCACCCAAACGCUGGGCUGGAGCUGCCGCCCUGCUUCCUUCCGACCUCAUCCAAGGCCCACUGUUGUCCCUCCCACUGACGCAGCUUCGUGGGCUCCUCACUGUCGGAUGCAGGAGAACGGGAGGAGGACGCAGGUUGAGCCAGGAGUUGUUCUUGUGACUCAGGGGAAACCGGAACCUUCGGAGGUUUCCCUGCGGGGGCCUCACUCCCUCCUCCCACCACCAGAGGGCGCUCACCAGGGCCUGAAGCUGGAGGUCAAAGGCACCAGGCCUCCCCUUCUCCCCUGUACCCGCCCCACCCGCGCCCCCACAUGCUGUGGAGUCCUCUCCACCCCGAGGGGCAGGAAUUCCACCAGAAACCACCAAAUAUUUGGAUUCUCCUCCAUGGGACCAGGCCAGAGAUAUGCCAUGGGAACCCUGGACUCACUUGGUUUACUCACUGGGCGUUGGUAAGCAUAAAACAGAUUCCCAGCCUCUGACCCCGAGAUCCCAACCCCCCCUUUUGUAAACAUGCUUUUGUAAAAAAAAAAAAAGUGCUGCCCAGCAUAACAAUAAAGG
Messenger RNA from Phyllostomus discolor (pale spear-nosed bat), 1901 nucleotides. It is a transcript of the gene ALX3, whose product is annotated as ALX homeobox 3. Gene Ontology annotation, biological process: regulation of transcription by RNA polymerase II. Bases 81 to 1118 code for a protein of 345 amino acids. Gene Ontology annotation, molecular function: DNA-binding transcription factor activity, RNA polymerase II-specific; RNA polymerase II transcription regulatory region sequence-specific DNA binding. The record is from RefSeq and is a predicted model, not a curated record. The transcript has 4 exons. Lineage: Eukaryota; Metazoa; Chordata; Mammalia; Chiroptera; Phyllostomidae.